AUAUACUUGUCUCACUUUAACUUAUUGCACCAGUUCGGCAUUAGCUGAAAAGAACAGAUCAUAGAACAGACCACUAUAGUGUAAACUUGCGAGCCGAAACAUGGCGGAUGUUUUGUUUGUGUGCGCAAGGAUGGUCACGCGCGGUAUGCGCGAUUGGGUUUUUAUUACGGUGAGCGAUAACGCCGCAUCGGUGGUGCAAAAAAUUGCAUGAGCCCGGCGACACAAAGUAAGUCGGGCGCUAAGCGAAGCGACACGGACGAUGAACGCGACGAGCCUGUACGUGUCGACGUGUCGACUGGUACUGCAGGCGGACGUCGACGAUCUGAACUCUUGGACGGACCUUUAUAGGCUAGUCCCAUAUUUACGGCAGAGUCUCAGCUGCACCGUGUGUUCUAACCUGCUGAUCGAACCGCAUACUCCGACCGAGACCAACUGUCAACAUCACGUAUGUCGUGGCUGCCGCGGCGGCCGCAAAAAGCUCAAGCCGUCGUGCGGUUGGUGCAAGGACUACGAGAAGUACGUGGAAAAUGUGCAACUGCGUAUACUGCUACAGUGUUACAAGAAGCUGUGCGAGUACCUCACCAGCACCGGCAUCUACCGCAGCUUGGUACACUCCGUGUCAGCGAGUGGUGCGACCAAUGGCGCGUCCACCAUCGGCGCCAGCAGUCUUAUGGAACUCAUCCAGGAAGGUGCAGGCUUCAAAGAUGAGUUUAAAAGCAAUGCUGGCCUGUCCAAAUCAGCGUACAGCAUAUUACCGUGCGUCUAUACCAGCACCACCUCUACCCAGACCCAGGCUAAUAGUGUGCAAACUAGUGAGACGAUGUCCCAAAAUAUACCUGAAUCGCCGACAAUCCGGACUGUGUCGAACGGAUCGUCCAUAUAUUCCGUGAUGUACGCCGGUUCCGGUAACAAGAUCACGAUAAAACGUAAGGCGGCAGCUACGGAGGACACGGAGACGGGACAGCAGGAGACGGACGGCAGUCAACACAGCUCUGUAGGAGGGGUAAAAUGCAUUCCGUCUUCCCACCUUAAAUAUGGGACUGCCUCUCAGAAAAAAUCUUCAAAGGGCAGCAAACAGUCCUCAGGAAGUUUUAAAAAGCCACGAUCGAGUUCAGCUAGGAGUAAAAGGAAAGGAUGCAGAUGUGGCAACGCCACCGCGAUACCCGGGAAACUCACCUGUUGCGGUCAAAGGUGUCCCUGUUAUGUCGAAAGUAAACCCUGUGUAGAAUGUAGAUGUAGAGGUUGCAGAAAUCCUCAUACAGCAGAUGGAUUGAAGAUCCGUCCACACAUACCUGAACUUCAUAAUUUACAACUACAAUUGUCCACCUCUUUGGAUUGUGACGCGCUAAGCGGAGAUCCUCUCGGAACUGUGCCGCAAUGUCUUUCAACGUCUCCUACAACGAUACAAGUUCUAAAUGUAUACUCUACUCCGAGACUAGACAUUGACAAUGUACCACAGAACUUACCUGCCGCGCUAUUAGUGGGAGAGGACGCUAUGGUUAGUACUGAAAGUGAAGCAGAAGACAGCGAUAUACAAAUUGACGUGUGACAAAGUAUCUAAAUAGAUAGUUGUUACAGUUGACCGCAUGCAACCAUGUCGAAGAUUAGAGAGUGACGAGUGAAAAUUUGUAAAUAAUGAAAGAAAAUUUAAUGCGCUUGUAAAUCUCGACUAGAUAUAUCGAGAAGAAAAUAACAUAAAAAUCAAAAAUAUAUAUUAAAGAGAGCAAGAAAGCUCUAUGAUAUAUAAUUGCAGUAAGAAAAGAGAA
Odontomachus brunneus is the source of this 1766-nucleotide messenger RNA. It is a transcript of the gene msl-2, whose product is annotated as E3 ubiquitin-protein ligase MSL2. The transcript is spliced from 4 exons. The record is from RefSeq and is a predicted model, not a curated record. Gene Ontology annotation, molecular function: ubiquitin protein ligase activity. Gene Ontology annotation, cellular component: MSL complex. Lineage: Eukaryota; Metazoa; Arthropoda; Insecta; Hymenoptera; Formicidae. The coding region runs from base 260 to 1549 and encodes 429 amino acids.